This is a messenger RNA of Solanum stenotomum, 1451 nucleotides long. RefSeq names its product late embryogenesis abundant protein ECP63. The transcript is spliced from 2 exons. The record is from RefSeq and is a predicted model, not a curated record. The coding region runs from base 56 to 1258 and encodes 400 amino acids. NCBI's taxonomy places the organism in Eukaryota, Viridiplantae, Streptophyta, Magnoliopsida, Solanales, Solanaceae.
AAAAAGAGUAAAAUAUUAAGAGAUAUUAUCAGUGUUUUGUUAUUAGAAAAAAAAAAUGGAGUCGAGGCAAGCAGUGAAAGAAGAAAGAGCAGAAGCAGCUGCAAAAAUAGCAGCAGAUGAACUUAGUGAUGUGAAUAAAGAACGAAGGGAUGAAAGUCAAAGAGAUGUUGAACAACAGAAACCCGGUGUUAUUGGCAGUAUAAUCAAAUCCGUUCAAGGUACACUUGGUCAUGCUAAAGACGCCGUCACUGGAAAAGCCCACGAAACCGCCGAAGUCGCCAGCGACACUGCUGAUAUAGCGGCUGAAAAUGCAAGACGGUCUAAAGACGCUGCAACUGAUAAAAUGGGCGAGUAUGCUGAUUAUGCUGAGGAUAAGGGUAAGGCCACUAAAGCAUCUGUUUCAGAUAAAGCACAACAAGUUAAAAAUAAAGCAGGGGAGUAUACAGAUUCCGCUGCAGACAAGGCGAAGCAAACGAAGGAUUAUGCAGUGGAGAAGGCGAAGGAGGCAAAGGAUACAACAGUAGAUAAGGCCAAAGAAGCAAAAGAGAGUGCAACUCGUAAAGCAACAGAGUACGAGGAGUAUGCAGAGGAUAAAGCUAAGGAAGCUAAGGAUGUGACGAUGCAGAAAACCGGAGAGUAUAAGGAUUAUACGGCUGAAAAGGCGAAAGAAGGGAAAGAUACUACGAUAGGGAAAUUGGCUGAGCUGAAGGAUAGUGCGGCUGACGCCGCGAGGCGGGCGAUGGAUAUGCUUACGGGUAAAAAGGAGGAAGCUCAGCAGAAGGUGGAGGAAACGGCUGAAGCGGCGAAACAGAAAGCUGAUGAGACUGCAGGAGCGGCUAAACAAAAGGCAAGUGAAACGGCGGGAGCGGCUAAGCAUAAGGCGGAUGAGACGGCGGGAGCUGCUAAGGAAAAGUAUCAUGAGAGUGAAGAAGCAACAAGAAGAAAAAUGGAGGAAAUGAAAAUGCACGAAGGUGACGAUGAUCACGAUAGAAAAGUUGCUACCGGUGGUAUUUUCGGUGCGCUUGGAAGCAUAUUAGCACCGAAACACACCACCGAUGAGACAACUACUAGAGGAGGAUCGAAGAUCGUGGUGGAUGUGGACGAUACUCGGGCAGGUAAGACUGCAACGACGUUGAAACAGGCCGAUCAGAUGACCGGCCAGACGUUCAACGACGUUGGGAGAAUGGAUGUUGAAGGGAGUAUUGCUCAAGUUGAAGCUAAGGAUUCAACUGGGAAAAAUGUGAAAGUGAAGUACUAAAAAUAGAUUAUGAAUGAUGAAUGCAUAUCUUUCUUUCUUUUUGGCUAUGUGUUUUGUGUAACUUUUGAAUUUGGUUGUAUUUUGUAUUGUGUGUUUUGGUUUGUGUUAAGAAGUUAGUAAAAUCAUAUUUCUGUUUUGUUUCUUGUGAUUAUUUACUUUUCAAGUACUCUAAAUUUAUGUAUAGCAAACUAUU